Branchiostoma belcheri (Belcher's lancelet) is the source of this 1098-nucleotide messenger RNA. RefSeq lists its product as uncharacterized. The transcript is spliced from 2 exons. The record is from RefSeq and is a predicted model, not a curated record. The coding region runs from base 18 to 515 and encodes 165 amino acids. NCBI's taxonomy places the organism in Eukaryota, Metazoa, Chordata, Leptocardii, Amphioxiformes, Branchiostomatidae.
CUGAUGAACCCGCCUCUAUGCAAAUGAUAAGUGAGAAACCAAACAUCACCAUCAAAGAACAGCAAGAGGCUGUUGUGAAGGUCCUAGAGACCGUGAUCGCUCACUCCUUUUACGGAGAAGGCACGCCCUGGUCCCGCCAUGAGGAAGAGAAGCUCCUGCUGACCCACCUGGCUGACCUGACCGCCAGCGAGCGAGAAUUGAGAGAGAAGACACACUCUAUCUUCAAGACGCACGACAAUCCAGAUCUGAGCUCGAGAUCCAGGACUGACGCGAAGACGCUGCGCCGCGUCAGGAAGAGCAAGAGGAUCAUCUUCAACCACCUGCGCUCGAUGGAGAGCUGGGAGAGGAGAGGAGCCUGCGAGUACGAGAGGGAGAAGCGACUCACGUACGUCACCCUCAGACUGGAACACGAGGCCGACGUGAUGGAGGAAAAGGAGAAGCAACGGCUCAAGAACUUCCGCGGCUUCCUCCGUAGCCUUGGCGAGAUGUUGUCGGUGUGGUACUCGGGUGGGUAGAGACGGCGACUUGGAGAAAGUAUCAGGGGGCCUGUAGGACAGGAAACGUCAUUUCCAACCAGAGGUUUCAGGCCUCUCGGUGAAAACUGGCGUGAGAGUGUUCUGCACUGAUACUGAUGACAUCGAACCGACUACUACCCUGGUGGCGGUGCACAUCCGUAUCUACUGCCACGGCGACAGAGUUACGGUCGACGCACGGAGGCACGAAGAGGCCCAGGAGCGCUAUGGCAGUUGGGCAGUGCGGUGUCGACAAAAUGAACUUCACAUCUCUCCUUCUUAGUUGAGAGGUUCGUAUUACCACCCAACGACAGUCAGUGGUACACUUGUAACACUAACAGGAACUUCUGUGGCGGUCGACUUGACAGAGCCAUGUUGACACAAAAUACUGUAGUGCGGUACGAACUACUGUACCGUGAAGGUUGAGGGCCGGGAGCCUGACAGUAGCCACUUGCGAUGGACAACUGUAUGUAACACGGCAUGGGCCCAACACAGACCUGAUCCACAGCUGAUACAGGCCGCCCGUUUAGAAGUAACCUAUCGGUCCCUGUAUUCCGUAGUACUAAGUGCUGUAAGGACAUUGUGA